UUUUCUCAAAGCAAGGAAAACCAAAUUUAAAUGUAAAUAAAUAUUAAGAAAAGCAGGUAAAAUAAUUUUGAAGAACAAAUAGAUAAGUUAGCGCAGAGCAAUAAGGAGAUUAACGCUGAGGGAACAAAACAAGGAAAAGAAAGUGAUCAUUAAUGGUUUAUUGAAGAAUCGCGUUUGGAAAAAUAUGGAUUCAAAUGUGAGGGAUUUCAUAGCAAAGGAAGUUGCUGAUUGGAACGACGAGGUAAUCGCCGUUGCUCGAUUCAAAGCAUUUUCCGGUCAAAGAUCCGAUUGGCAACCAACUUUCAUCUUCUGGAGAGAUUUGAUAAUCAAAAUCGCCACUCAUUUUCGUUUCCUCCUCAUUCAACCUUCCCAGGUCAAGAAUGUUUGGUUUAAUCGAGGAGGGUUAACCCCUUUGUGUCUCGACCAUGUACUGUCUCUAAUGUAUAAUGAAGGUGACAUCACUAGACCUGGGGAUCUUGUUGAUCCAACUACUGGAAGAUUCUCCCAACUAGUCAGAAAAGUGACAAGCUUAAUAAGCAGACCAGCUACACCAGAUAUUGCGGCUGAAGAAUCUGUCAUCCUAACUGCUAUGCUUAAGGAUAAGGCUGCUGAAGUUGUCAAACAUCUAUCAGAAAGUCACUGGAAUUCAUCUUGUAUCAUUACGAUGAAGAAAUUUCGAGAGAUAUCUGGAGGGACUGAUGAAGCUUCUGUAAUGUUGAGGUAUCUGUCAGGGUGUAGAACAGCACACUAUCUGUCAGUCCUUAAGAACGAACUUGUAGAGGGGGUUAAAAUCUCACUCUCAGCAGCAGCGUUAUCUGGCAUCUCUAAUUUAGAUUAUGAUGUUCUGUACUUGAUUUGGACAAUUGAGAAGCUUCAGCAACAAUUAGAUGUGAUUGACCGGCGUUGUGAAUUGUCGAGAAAAUCAGCAGUGGCUUCUCUUCAUUCUGGGAACAAAAAAUUAGCUCUCAGGUAUGCUAGGGAGCUGAAGUUGGUCACCCAAAGUAGAGAAAAAUGUUUGUCACUUUUGAAUAGAGUAGAGGAAGUAUUCGGUGUUAUUGUUGAUGCCGAGUCAGCGAAAAAGGUUUCUGAAGCUAUGCAGAUUGGAGCACGGGCUAUUAAAGAAAAUAAGAUAAGCGUGGAAGAUGUUGAUCUGUGUUUGAGAGAUCUCCAAGAGAGCAUUGAUUCACAGAAGGAAGUUGAAAAAGCGCUAGAGCAAAGUCCGUCGUUCACAGAUAUCGAGGAUGAAGAUAUUGAAAAGGAACUCGAGGAGUUAGAGCUGACUCUUGGUAAAGAGACUCAAGUUGCUACACCAGAAAAGGCUAUUAUCAGUGCAGAAGAAACUGCAACUGUGGAAGCUUCUGAAUGUCUCAGUGACGCGCUCUCAAAUCUCAAACUUUCAGACAACCCAAUCGGGAAGCCAAGAAUCACACAGGUGGUGUCUGAUAGAGACAAAACAGCAAAUUUAGUAAUGUAAGCCGUAUAUAAAAAAGUGAAAAGAGUUCAAUAACUAGAUACUCACAAUUUAAACUUAGUCAUAUUUCACUAUUUUGUCACAUUAUAAUAUUAUUUCUAAAAUCUCUUUAGAUUAAACGUUUGUGUAAAAUAUGGCUGUGUUUAGAUUUCGGCAAACUGAUGCAUACUUUGAUUAUUUGUUAAUAUACAGGUAAGUUAAUUUUAUAUUUUG
Messenger RNA from Cicer arietinum (chickpea), 1684 nucleotides. RefSeq lists its product as uncharacterized. Gene Ontology annotation, cellular component: ESCRT III complex; cytoplasmic side of plasma membrane; multivesicular body. The record is from RefSeq and is a predicted model, not a curated record. NCBI's taxonomy places the organism in Eukaryota, Viridiplantae, Streptophyta, Magnoliopsida, Fabales, Fabaceae. Gene Ontology annotation, biological process: vesicle budding from membrane; late endosome to vacuole transport via multivesicular body sorting pathway.